ACAUUUCAGCAGCAAUACAAUAAAAUUUGAUUGUAAAAAUGGAUCUGGUUUGGACUUUGUUAACCGGUUUUUUGUACGCUGAAAUCUGCGUGGUACUCUUAUUAGUUUUACCUGUGGCUAGCCCACACAAAUGGAAUCGUUUCUUCAAGUCAACAUUUUUGGCUACCAUAACUCGGCGGUUUUAUCUAUAUUUCUUCCUUAUUAUGGGCGUAUUAGUUUUGUUUCUAUUCGAAGCCAUUCGCGAAAUGCGUAUAUAUUCGAAUUGGGAACAUUCGUCAGACGUUCCCUUAAGCACCAAAAUGCAGCAUAGUAUGCGCUUUUUCAGAGCUCAGCGUAAUAUCUACAUAUCUGGUUUUCUUAUUUUACUAGUAUUGGUUAUACGACGUUUAGUAAGAUUAAUCUCGGUGCAGGCUCAAAGUGAGGCAUCGUUAAAACAAGCACAAUCUGCUUCUGCAAUCAUACGUUCGUUGAUGGAAGACAGAAACACCGAAAAAGUUGAUGAAGCUAAAGAAGAUAUGCUAUUAGGUGUGACCACUAAGCCAAAGGAGCGCAUUCAUGAGUUAGUUGCGGAACUGAAUCGUGAGACGAAGGACAAAGAACACAGAAAUACCGAAAAAGUUGAUGAAGCUAAAGAAGAUAUCACAUUAACUGAGAUCACCAAGAUAAAGGAGCGCAUUCACGAGUUAGAAGAAGAUAGAACGUUAGCUGUAAUCACCAAGAUAAAGGAGCGCAUUCACGAGUUAACUGCGGAACUGAAUCGUGACAAGAAGAACAAGGAAGACAAAAAUAUCGAAAAAGCUGGUGAAGCUAAAGAAGAGAGAACGUUAGCUGUGAUCACCAAGAUAAAGGAACGCAUUCACGUGUUAACUGGGGAACUGAAGCGUGAGCAGAAGGACCAAGAAGCUUUGAAAUCGCAAGCUGCGAGUCUUACCAAGGAAUACGAUCACCUCACGGAGGAAUAUAGCGUACUACAACAACAAAUGAAUAUUAUCGCCAGGCGUGGUGAUAAGGCUAACAGGACAAUCAAUUAAAUCAUAAAAUUGAUCGAGACUUGGAAUAUAAACAGCGCCAAAAGCACAUCCAUUAUUAACCCUUAAAAUUAGAAUU
Glossina fuscipes is the source of this 1107-nucleotide messenger RNA. RefSeq names its product B-cell receptor-associated protein 31-like. Bases 39 to 1031 code for a protein of 330 amino acids. Gene Ontology annotation, biological process: endoplasmic reticulum to Golgi vesicle-mediated transport; intracellular protein transport. Gene Ontology annotation, cellular component: endoplasmic reticulum; endoplasmic reticulum membrane. The transcript has a single exon. The record is from RefSeq and is a predicted model, not a curated record. NCBI's taxonomy places the organism in Eukaryota, Metazoa, Arthropoda, Insecta, Diptera, Glossinidae.